AUGGCACCAACGAUUAAAAGAACACCUGUUAAAACUAGGUCAAGGAUCACAAAUAAACCAAGGAGGUCAGAACCUGACAUAUCAAAAGCAGGCAAUAGUCAAAUACGAAAUAAUACAGGCGAGAUGGAGGGAGAACUGGAGCGUUUGAAGGAGGAAAUGGCGAGUUUCGCGGGUUUACGAAAUACGAUUGAACAGCUACAGGCACAACAAGCAACUAACGCACAGCUGGCAAACGAAGUCGCAUUGUUGAAGCUCCAGAACGAACAACAAAGACAGGCUCUUCAACAGAUACAGAAUCCAGUUCAACAACCAGUUACCAAUAACGAUCAAAUAUCGGUUAAAAUGUGUGAAGGAAGAGUGUAAAUUGUCGAUAGUCGAAAGUAAAUUAUCAGGUAGAGCAAAAAUAUGGUGGG
This is a messenger RNA of Neodiprion fabricii, 413 nucleotides long. RefSeq lists its product as uncharacterized. Lineage: Eukaryota; Metazoa; Arthropoda; Insecta; Hymenoptera; Diprionidae. Bases 1 to 363 code for a protein of 120 amino acids. The record is from RefSeq and is a predicted model, not a curated record. The transcript is spliced from 2 exons.